Messenger RNA from Indicator indicator, 1326 nucleotides. RefSeq names its product transcriptional adaptor 3 (gene TADA3). Gene Ontology annotation, cellular component: SAGA complex. The record is from RefSeq and is a predicted model, not a curated record. NCBI's taxonomy places the organism in Eukaryota, Metazoa, Chordata, Aves, Piciformes, Indicatoridae. The coding region runs from base 1 to 1299 and encodes 432 amino acids. Gene Ontology annotation, molecular function: transcription coactivator activity. Gene Ontology annotation, biological process: regulation of transcription by RNA polymerase II. The transcript is spliced from 8 exons.
AUGAGCGAGCUGAAGGACUGCCCGCUGCAGUUUCACGACUUCAAAUCGGUGGACCACGUGAAGGUGUGUCCCCGUUACACAGCCGUGCUGGCCCGCUCCGAGGACGACGGCAUCGGCAUCGAGGAGCUGGACACACUGCAGCUGGAGCUGGAGACACUGCUCUCCUCUGCCAGCCGCCGCCUCCGUGUCCUGGAGGCCGAGACCCAGAUCCUGACGGACUGGCAAGACAAGAAGGGUGAUCGGCGGUUCCUGAAGCUGAGCAAGGAGCACGAUGUGAGCACCUCUGUCAAACAUGGGAAACCCAAGAAGCAGAAGCUAGAGGGCAAAGGGGGCCAUGGGACUGGGCCCGGCCCUGGACGGCCCAAGUCCAAGAACCUGCAGCCCAAGAUCCAGGAAUAUGAGUUCCAAGAUGAUCCCAUUGAUGUGCCCCGCAUUCCCAAAAAUGAUGCUCCCAACAGGUUCUGGGCAUCAGUGGAGCCAUAUUGUGCUGAUCUCACCAACGAGGAGGUCAGAGUCCUGGAGGAGCUGCUCAAGCCACCAGAGGAUGAGGCUGAGCAUUACAAGAUCCCGCCCCUGGGGAAGCAUUAUUCCCAGCGCUGGGCCCAGGAGGACCUGCUGGAGGAGCAGAAGGAUGGAGCCCGGGCAGCAGCCGCUGCUGACAAAAAGAAAGGUGUCCUGGGGCCACUGACUGAGCUGGACACCAAAGAUGUUGAUGCCCUGCUGAAGAAGUCAGAAGCCCAGCAUGAGCAGCCAGAGGAUGGCUGUCCCUUUGGGCCCCUAACGCAGCGUCUCCUGCAGGCCCUUGUCGAGGAGAACAUCAUCUCCCCUGUUGAGGACUCCCCUAUCCCUGAGAUUGCUGGCAAGGACUCGGGAGCUGAUGGUGCUGGCACAUCUCCCCGCAGCCAGAACAAACCCUUCAGUGUUCCUCACACCAAGUCAUUGGAGGGGCGGAUCAAGGAGGAGCUGGUGGCUCAGGGCUUGCUGGAGUCGGAGGACCGGCCAGCUGAGGACUCGGAGGACGAGGUGCUGGCUGAGCUUCGCAAGAGGCAGGCUGAGCUGAAGGCCCUCAGUGCACACAACCGUGCCAAGAAGCAUGAACUGCUACGGCUGGCCAAAGAGGAGCUGCACCGGCAGGAGCUGCGGCAGCGUGUCCGCAUGGCUGACAACGAGGUGAUGGAUGCCUUCCGCAAGAUCAUGGCUGCCCGGCAGAAGAAGCGCACGCCCACCAAGAAAGAGAAAGACCAGGCCUGGAAGACCCUAAAGGAGCGGGAGAGCAUCCUUAAGCUGCUGGAUGGUUAGCAGAGAUCCCUGUCUCUGCUGUGGACA